UUCUACUGAUUCGGAAAUUACAUUUUCAAAUUGCAUGGACAAGGUUCCGCGAGGAUGAGAGAACUAGGGAGCAAAACCACCUGUCAUGGCAAUUGGAUAAUGCGAAAUGUCUUAAGCUACUGCAGUCGUUACGAGAAGAGCAGGAGUUGCUCUCAGAGAUGCGGAAGGAGUGCCUCCGACGAGUCGGAUACCCGCGUGACCAAUUACUAGCAUACCACGAUAAUGCAGAUGACGACUAUGUAGUAGGAGAGUAUGACGCUGGACAAAAAUUAUCGUCCGGUUUAAUUCAACCAGAGCUCGUAAACCUAGAAUCAAAUGUACCAACGCAUCUACUUGGCCAUCACUUAGGACCAUUACCCAAUCGUCGACACUCAAGACAAAAAAUUCAUCACAUAACCAAGGCCAAAAGUAGAAAGAGGAAAAAAAAGCGAAGCAAUAUGACGUUGCCCGCUGAAAAUAUCAACUCUGUCGUCAGUAACAACGAAAAACAGCCAAUAAAGGUUAUAUCCAAUGAACCGAGACGCCAUGCAACCUUAAGCAUUAUCUUAUGCUUAGUGAUAGUGACGAUUUUCAGCCUGCUUUUUUUAUACCUCCAUAAAAGAUCCCAAAAGCAGUCCAGCUGCGAUCCUUUCUUCUGCCCUUCGGACACCGAGCGCCCCCGGAGUAGCUUCACGGAGACCGACAAGUGCACCUGCUGCACGGACUCCCCGAUCAACGGCUGCACCGGCAUCGAGACCAGCUGCACAACAACAUCUCGGGAGAUGAUUCGCUCAGCACUCAAAAAUCAACAGCCAACAUCUCGCCAAAUUUUCAAGAAGAGCCGAUUCAAGUUCACGAGGAAGACGCGCAAAAAGCCCACACCCCCGCGCAAGUCCUGCCGCUUCAAUGAGCCAGACUUUAAUGAUCUACGGAGGAGAAUCGUGUGUGUGCUACGCAAUGACUGUGCCAAUUGCAAAUAUUGCAGGUGUAACGGGAGCGAUGAUCGGCCAAAACGCAGAAGAUUCGGGCUAUUCUCAAGAAAAAAAAAAAUUUUAUGCAAUGACCCACGAUGUGACGAAUAUAAGAUGAAACAUAUCUUUGAUAUCUGUAAUGAAAUAAAUCGUAACAGAAAUUCAACUACUAAUAGAGAACGAAAAUCAGCUUUAAAGUAA
This is a messenger RNA of Ceratosolen solmsi marchali, 1151 nucleotides long. RefSeq lists its product as uncharacterized. The transcript is spliced from 6 exons. NCBI's taxonomy places the organism in Eukaryota, Metazoa, Arthropoda, Insecta, Hymenoptera, Agaonidae. The coding region runs from base 159 to 1151 and encodes 330 amino acids. The record is from RefSeq and is a predicted model, not a curated record.